Malania oleifera is the source of this 2631-nucleotide messenger RNA. RefSeq lists its product as uncharacterized. The record is from RefSeq and is a predicted model, not a curated record. Lineage: Eukaryota; Viridiplantae; Streptophyta; Magnoliopsida; Santalales; Ximeniaceae. The transcript has 2 exons. The coding region runs from base 527 to 1738 and encodes 403 amino acids.
CGUUUGCUGAAUGCUGACUGAUAAAGGCGCCUUGUUCGAUCCUUCCGUUACCGUCAGAAGGCCAGCCCCCGAGGCCUGCCUUCUCUUUGUUUUGCUCCAUCAUACCAAAUACCAUGCGAGCAGUACACCCCUGAACUAGGGUUUCAAUCAGCAGUGCUUGGGUUUUAGCUUCCCAAUGCGUCUGCUUUCAAUUUGGGUUGUUGUUUAUCCUUUUACUUUCCUUCGCUGUUGCUAAUUUUUCUUUAGUCCUUUUCCCUCGGCUGGUGCGGGUUCUUUUUCGGAUUGCACUACAUCUUCACUUUCUUCCUCAAUAGAUGCUUUUCUGAUUCCAUCCGUUAGCUAUUUGGCAUUCUAAAGUUCAGGUUUUUAUUUUCUGGGGAAACCAGUCAUUUUCAAUUGGGCAGUGGCACUUCUGUCCAGCUAGAAGCAAUCAAGCCCUAAUUCCAAAAAAAAAAGAAAAAAAAAGAAAAAGGGAAAAAAAAGGAGAAUCUCAUAAGAGGAGCAAAGAUACCCUAAAUCCUGUAAGAUGAAGCGCAAGAAAUGGUCAGAGCUGGAAGAGCAGACCCUUCUCAGCAAGUACUCAGACCUCCUCAACUCUGGAACCCUAUCCAAGCUGAAGACGAGGGAGAAAAAGUUCAAGCCUAUCGCGGACCACGUUAACUCGGUGCAUCACCUUCAGGACCCAAUCAAUUUCCCUUUUAAGUGGUCCUGGCGAGACGUGUCCAUCAAGGUCCAGAACAUGCGGCAUCAGUACCUGGGGGUGAAGCAGAAGAUUAGGGUUUCGGAGGACAAGUUUGAUUGGAAGGAUGGUGAGAACCAUUGGGAGAAUUUCUUGAAGUACAAGGAGGUGUUUGGGGAUGUGGAUCUUGACGCCAAGGGGAAGAGAUUAUGUCAGAAUGUGGAGGUUUAUGAGAAUUGUGGUUGUGGGGAUGAUGAUGAUGUUCUGGGUUUGGAGUUUGGGAUUGAUUGUGAGGAUUUAGAGGAAUGCGGUGAUGAUGAUGAUGGCGGCGGCGGUUGUGAUGGUUCGGGAGAUAAUGUACUGAGUGAUGGUGAGUUUUGCAGUGAGAGGGGAAACGGGGAUGUGGGUUUUCCACGAGGGAGGAAGUUGAAGAAGGGUUUUGAAUGUGGUGGGGAGAAAGUGGAAGAGAAUAGAAGGAGGCUGGGGUUGCUGGGUGCACAAGUUUUGGAGUUGAGGGAUCUGGUGGUGAGGAGGGAGGAGAGGAGGAGGGAAAGAGAGUGGACUAGGGAUAAAGGUGUGGUCGAAGGAGAAGAACUGAAGAGAGCAGCAGAGGUGCAGAGGGAGGCUUGGUGGAGGGAGUUGGAUGAGGGGUUGGACAGGAGGGAAUUGGAGUUGGAAGAGAGGCAGUUGAUGUGGGCAAAGCAGGAAUUUGAGAGGAGGGUGAGGUUAGAAAGGGAAUUCAAUGAAGAGAGGCGGAAGAGAAUGAAGCUGGAGGAGAAGAGGGAGGAGGAGGAGAUGGAGUGGAGGGAGAGGAUGUUGAGCUUACAGAUUGAGCAUGAGAAGCAGAUGAUGCAGUUGCAUGCUGAUGCUUGUCAGAACCAAAUGCAGAUUCUUGGUGUCAUGGCUCGGCUUGUGUGUCAGUUUUUUGGGUCAGCAAAUGAUGGUUUGGGUGGUGGACUGGGGACACUGCCACCUCAGGUUUUGCAGAAUUUGCAGCAUCCAGGAGGAUUGACUGAAGCUGUGAAGCCUGAUCCUAGUUCUCCUUCAGAAUUCUUAUAGAGUCAGCCUCUGGUCUUCUAUUGACAGCUGCUUUAGAGUGUGUAGCUUGUGAAGGAAAAGUUGACCUCUUCCUUCUAAUUGCCAAAGAGGGGCCUCAGGUUUAAGUUGAGGUUAAGAAGUGUAGUACUAAAAGUUGAUGGAAUUGAUCUUUGGGAGUAUUGUUUGGUUGCAAAUGCUGGAUUCUGUCACUGGCAUUAGUUAGAGGUGCAUAUCAAGUAAGGUGUAUGCCAAUUGCUAGACAUCCUAGUCAUGGGAUGGAGGGCGUAGCUGAAUUAUGGACAAUUUUGAAUUUUUUUGGCUGCUAUACCCGAUAGCAAAGUGAAGUAUUUAUUUCACACGACAUAUGAUUGACAUGUGGCUUAUGUUUCCAUAUGCAGCAAGAAAAAAGAAAAAAAAAAAAAAAAAACCUGACACGAGGCAUAUUGGGCAUGCCCUUGUGUCACGAGCUAAGCUUGUUCAGGGCAUUAUGCUUGCCCGUGACCGCUUGCCUCGUGUGUUUAGGAUGGGUUUCCAUCAUAUAAAUACUAGUGUAGGGUUAAUUUCCAGUAUUUAUUUCAUUGUAAGCCAAAUAAUGCAGUAUGACUCCUUGGUCAUUUUGUUGUUUCCUAGUGUCAGAGUAAGAAUAGCCUAGAAAGCUCUUUAGGGGAGGGUGAGUGUUCAUCAGUCAUUAUAAAACUCACUAGCUUUUGUCAACAUGUUUAGCCUACUUGCCUCCCUCGCUAAGCACACUAUGUCAAUGAAGGUAUUGUUAAUGAAUUACGUUUGCUUCAAUGUUUACUGCUUGCUUGCCACGGCUUUCAUGAAUUGAUUACUGUUUCCGCUGCCAUUUGAUUGAAUGCUAAUAUAAGUGUUCCAUGGAUGAAUAUUGGUAAACAAUUGGCUGGCUAGUUAAA